This is a messenger RNA of Budorcas taxicolor (takin), 2040 nucleotides long. RefSeq names its product armadillo repeat containing 6 (gene ARMC6). The transcript has 8 exons. Gene Ontology annotation, molecular function: protein binding. NCBI's taxonomy places the organism in Eukaryota, Metazoa, Chordata, Mammalia, Artiodactyla, Bovidae. The record is from RefSeq and is a predicted model, not a curated record. Gene Ontology annotation, biological process: hematopoietic progenitor cell differentiation. Bases 1 to 1473 code for a protein of 490 amino acids.
AUGCCACCUGAACCAAGCUUGAGAGCAGCUAUUGGGUGUCCUUGGCCCCACGUGGAGGAGAUAAAGAUGGCUUCCAAGCGCAUCACCCAGGAGACCUUUGACGCAGCUGUUCGCGAGAACAUCCAGGAGUUUGAGAUGGGGCCGGAGGAGGCGGUGAGAGAGGCCGUGGAGCAGUUUGAAUCUCAAGGGGUUGAUCUGAGCAACAUUGUAAAGAUGACCCCAAAAGUCUCUGCGGAUGGACCCCAGGAUCCCAUACAUGACAUCCUACAGGCCCUGGAUGACCUGCAGGAGUCUGUGGCCCGCUCGCACCCCCAGGAGGUGUCCGCACACCUUGCCCGCUUUUGCGAGCAGUGCAAGCAGGAGAAGGCCUGCCGCUUUCUGGCAGCCGAGAAGGGGGCCUACUCCAUCCUCCUGGAGGCCUGGAAGUUGGCCGCGGCGGGCGACCAGGGCCUCCUCCUCCAGGCCCUCAGUGCCCUGUCUGCCCUGACGGAUGGCCAGCCCGACCUCCUGGACACCCAGGGCCUGCAGCUGCUCGUGGCCACGCUGUCCCACCAUGCUGACUCGGCCCGCGUGACCUGCUCCGGGAUCCGCUGUGUGCGCCAUGCCUGCCUGAAGCACGAGCGGAACCGGCAGCGCCUGGUGAAGGCCGGCGUGCUGCCCCUGCUGACUGGCGCCAUCGCCCGGCACAGCCACUGUGCCGACGUGGUCCGCGAGGCCUGCGGGGCCCUGCGCGUCAUGACCUUUGAUGACGACAUCCGUGUGCCCUUCGGUCAUGCCCACGACCACGCCAAGAUGAUCGUGCAGGAGAAUGGAGGCUUAAAGGUGCUCAUUGAGGCCGCCAAAGUGUUCCCCGACAAUCCCAGCAUCCUGAGCGAGCUCUGCAGCACCUUGUCCCGCCUGGCUGUCCGCAACGAGUUCUGCCAGGAGGUCGUCGACCUCGGGGGCCUCAGCGUCCUGAUGGCCCUGCUGGCUGACUGCAGUGACCACCAGGAGCUGGUGAAGCAGGUGCUGAGUGCUCUGAGGGCCAUCGCAGGCAACGAUGAUGUGAAAGACGCCAUCGUCCGCGCCGGUGGGACCGCGUCCAUUGUGGCCGCCAUGACCCGGCACCUGGCCAGUGCCCAGGUGUGCGAGCAGAGCUGUGCAGCCCUGUGCGUCCUGGCCCUGCGCAAGCCAGCGAACAGCCGCGUCAUCAUGGAGGGCGGCGGGGCCCAGGCCGCGCUGCAGGCCAUGAAGGCCCACCCUCAGGAGGCUGGCGUCCAAAAACAGGCCUGCAUGUUGAUCCGGAACCUGGUGGCCCGCAGCGAAGCCUUCUCACAGCCCAUCCUGGACCUGGGGGCUGAGGCCCUCAUCUCGCGAGCCCGAGCCGCCCACCGCGACUGUGAGGAUGUGGCCAAGGCCGCCCUGCGGGACCUGGGCUGCCACGUUGAGCUCCGGGAGCUCUGGACUGGCAAGAAGGGCGACCUGGCGCCGUGACCGCAGGCCCAGUGUGCGCUGCGACUCUGGGCGAGUCGUGUGACUCAGGAACGGCCUGGGGGCAGGCCAGCUAUCCGUGUCCUGCCACUCUGCCCCCAGCUUCCUCCCCCGUCCAGAAGAGGACUUUUCUGACCGGUGCCAGGUGGAGGCCAGGGAGCGGGAAGGGAUUCUUAGUGAGGUACCCGCACGGCAGAAAGUGGCCCCUGGGUCCUGGCCCCUCUGCGCGCCCUUCCACUCAGUCGCCGGUUGAGAGCGUCGGCUUCAUCUGCCCUGUGUCACCCCACCCCCACCCCACUGCCCUUUGCUAGGAGAAGUGCCCCCUCAGCGUUGCUUCCGGCUGGAGGUCCGUCUGAAAUCUGGAAACCGUCCUGGCUGAUCUCAAAGCAGGGCAGGGAUCCUGCUUCUGUUCCUGCAGGUCCACUCGUCACUGCUGCGGCGUCUCUCACCUGUAAGUUGGGCCCCGGUGCCUCGCCGUGCUGACCGGAGGACAGGGACCAAGGCUCGUUGGUCUCCAGGUGUCCCAGGCCAGCCAGUGGAGCCUGGUAAUAAAAGACUGUUGGUUGAACA